ACGCAUUGCUAGGUUGACGGGAAAACUCGUCUUUGUUGCCCAUCAUUCGCACAUUUCCCACAACAAGUUAAUUCGCGAACAAGAUACCAAGAUGGCAACGCAAACAUGGGACGGAAACGCCAUGUCCCAGGAGGACAUGAUGAUGAAGGACACUGUACUCGUGCUGGAUGACGAUGACAAUGUCAUUGGGUCGGCCUCGAAGAGAAAAUCCCACGAGUUCACGCCCGAACAACCCCGAGCCAUUUUGCACCGAGCUUUUUCAGUCUUUAUUUUCGACGAAUCGACCGGGGAGCUUCUGCUGCAACAACGGGCUUCGUCCAAGAUCACGUUCCCAAAUGUGUGGACCAACACAUGUUGUUCUCAUCCCCUUCAUGGCAUGGAACCACCCGAAGUUGACGGACCGAAAGAUGUAGCGGACGGAACUGUUAUGGGAGUCAAGAACGCCGCCAUUCGAAAGCUCGACCACGAACUUGGAAUUCCUGGAUCUGAACUAGACAUUAACAAAUUCAAGUUCUUGACGCGUCUUCAUUAUUGGGCCGCAGACACUAUCACACAUGGUCCGGAUAGGUGAGUGCUUACGGUUGACCCGGAUUCGUAUUUUGUGAAAUUUAUUUCGUGGCAGCGGUGGGAAUCUUUCGGGAGACGCAGACUUCAUUGGCAGACUGCCGAAGAAAUAUUGUUUCUCAUCAAAAGUAUGUUUCAUGAUUUGAUUAAUUGUGCUGAAAUAGCCCAUGGGGAGAACACGAGAUUGACUACGUCCUUUUCUACACCGUCUCUUCGAAGUCGGAUCUUACUAUUAAAGGUCACCCCGACGAGGUAGACGACGUGAAAUGGGUCACUCGUGAUGUUCUCAUUGAAAUGAUGGAGGAUAAAUCGUUGCUCUUCUCGCCUUGGUUCCGUCUUAUUUGUAAAAAGUGGCUUUUGGAUCACUGGUGGAAGGAUUUGAAACGGACCAUGACAACUGAUGAUCACGUUGAUUUGAAAUCCAUUCAUUGUUUUGAUCCUCCCAAGGAACAUCUAGGUGGUGGUGGCAAGGCUGGCCCACUUUUUGGAGCUGAGGUUGAAGGUGAUGAAAGGUAAAUAAGCAUUACCAGUUUCACUGCUUUGCACGCGCUUCCAAUUGACAAAAUUCUCUGAUUAGGACGGAGAGAGAGAAAAUAUGCAAAAGUGAUUACGCUAAACAAUACAACCAUGUUUAAACUACUGCAGUCAAUGUACCCUCAUACAUGCGUUCUUCCGUUUGCUCUCUUAUGUAAACUGUAUUGAACCAUGAUUCGUAGUAAAAAGCAAGGUGCUUACGGAAAGAUUAAGACUCACAAGGAACCUCUCGUCAAACAGCUAUCGCAUCUCGAUGAAGUAUUUGCUGCGGUUACUUUUUUGUAUGUGAAGCCAUUGAAAUCCAACCUCGACACACCCUACAUCCGCGAAACUUUUGAUGCUGAUGAUCUGGCAUUCUGCGAUGAGAUUUUGGUCAAGGUAUCUCGUAGUUUUGCGGCAGUCAUUCGCCAAUUGCCAGCGACCAUGUUGGUAGACAUUCUCAUCUUUUACCUCGUCCUUAGAGCCCUUGAUACGGUAGAGGACGACAUGACAUCUUUCCCUAGUAAUGAUGUUAAGAUCAAGCAUCUUUUGAACUUCCACAAAACGGCCCUCGCUGAUCCGACUUGGACAAUGGACGGAGUCGGUGAAGCUGACGAGAAACGGUUGCUCCAACAAUUCGAUAAAUGUCAUCGUGUGUUCGCAAAACUCAGUGACAAGUCACGACGUGUAAUUGUAGACAUCACACAACGCAUGGCUACUGGAAUGGCUGAAUUCGUCGGCAAGGAUCUUGGACAGGGUACGACCGACAUCGAUCAGUACAAUCGGUACUGCCAUUUUGUGGCCGGACUAGUCGGUGAAGGACUCAGUCGCUUGUUUGCAGCCUCUGGACUAGAGAAGGCAUCUUUUGCCAGUGAAGUUUUCCUGAGUGACCAGAUGGGAUUAUUUUUGCAAAAAACCAACAUUAUUCGAGAUUAUUUGGAAGAUUAUGUUGAUGGCCGUGCCUUUUGGCCUCAGUCGAUUUGGAAAAAACAUUCCAAAACAGGAGAAUUGGGGUAUUUUACUGAACAAAACGACCCUGAAGUCCGAAUGCGGUCGUUGGAGUGCCUCAACGAAUUGGUAACGGACGCUCUAGAACUUGCACCUGAUUGCCUACUCUACUUGUCCAAACUGGAAUGUGCUGAAAUCUUUCGAUUUUGUGCAAUUCCUCAAGUAAUGGCCAUUGCUACCUUGAACUAUUGCUACAAUAAUGAUGACGUCUUUACUGGUGUUGUGAAGAUUCGAAAAGGAACCUCCUGCAAACUUAUUCUUCGCACUAACUCACUGGACGAAGUUCAUGAUACAUUUUAUCAGUUUGCCCGCGGCGUAUUAAGAAAAGCCGAUGCGAACCGAUCGCAGGGUGUCCUCGAUCCAUCCUAUGCUCGAACCAUCAAAAUUUGCAAGACCAUCAUGGAUAUUACUGCCGACGGACACAACAGGGAACGCAAGGCCCGUCAGCUGCCGUGGAUGGCCUCGCUCUUGGUGCCCGCAGCCGGAGUUGCCGCAUCGAUGUUGCUAAAGAUUGACGUUACUAAAGACAUGCCCAAAUUCCAACGAAGUCUAGCACUUCUUGGACUCAGCGCAUUUACCUUGACUCCUCUCUUCUUCCAAAAACCAUCUGAUUUAACGGAUUCGAAAUUUUUGGAAAAUAAGGGCAAAUAAAGCAACUAGGAGCUAUUCCAUUCAAUGUUAAUU
Pseudo-nitzschia multistriata is the source of this 2769-nucleotide messenger RNA. NCBI's taxonomy places the organism in Eukaryota, Bacillariophyta, Bacillariophyceae, Bacillariales, Bacillariaceae. The record is from the annotation of a GenBank genome assembly.